UGCCAAUCACGCAAAGGUCAGGGGACAACCACGCAAAAAAGCCUUUGAGCUAGCCUGAAAGUGAAAAUCAUCUGAAGACGUGGUCGCUGUAAAAGAAAAUCAUCUUAGGGAGUGAAAAUUAUACUUGCAUCUAUCUACUCGGACGCCGAAAUCUGAUGAUAAAAAUUGAAGUUGCAACACUAACCCCCCAAUCCCAUGUAUGUCUCGCAAUCCACAAACAAAUUCGAAAGACCUUUCCCUUCUUUUUCGCUAAUUUCUCAAUCAUCAACACCAAUUAUGUUUGCAAAAUUCCAAAAAGCAACCGAUAAGGUAUGGCUAUCCGUACAAAAGAGAGCAAAUUGGAAUUGUAGAGCGUUUGGGAGGCAGACGACUAGCAUGACAAAGAAGAGCUUUUCUCCACCCAAAAUCCAGGAGCUCUACGACCUCUGCAAGGCCACCUUCACGCACUCUGCUUCUUCUCCGCCGCACCCACAAGCUGUCCAGAAACUCUCCUCUCUUCUGGACACGGUGGGUCCUGCUGAUGUUGGCCUUAAAGAGGAAAAUCCAGAUGAAGACAGAGGUCAUGGACUUUCUGGUCUUGACCAGCUAAAUAGGGUUGCUCGGUUGGCUCAACCAAUAACAUACUUGGAUAUAUUUGAAUCUGAAAGUUUCACGAUGUGUAUAUUCUGUUUCCCUACUUCGUCAGUCAUACCACUCCAUGACCAUCCCGGGAUGACUGUUUUUAGCAAAAUUCUCUAUGGCUCUUUGCAUCUAAAAGCUUAUGAUUGGGUUGAGCCUGCCCUCUUCCGGGAAAGCAAGGGACCAGUUUACUUUCCAGUUAGAUUGGCAAAACUGGUAGCUGAUGAAGUUUUAACAGCCCCUUGUGACACAUCAGUAUUGUACCCGAAGACUGGGGGUAACCUGCAUUGUUUCACAGCGGUUACCCCAUGUGCUGUUCUAGACAUUCUCACACCUCCUUAUAGAGAAGAUGCGGGCAGAAGAUCUACUUACUAUCAUGAUUAUCCUUACGCUGCAUUCGCAAAUAGAGCUGAGAUAAGGGAUGGAAACGAAGAGGACUAUGCAUGGCUUGCAGAGAUAGAAACUCCACAUAACCUGUAUAUGCGGCCAGGGAAGUAUGUUGGCCCAACCAUUCAGGCUUAGCUCUCGGUUUAAUUAUCGAUGGGAGAGCUGCUUCUUCCCGUUGAUCUUGGUUUCAGAGAGAGAGAGAGAUAUAUAUAUAUAUUUUUUUUU
Molecule: messenger RNA, 1230 nt
Organism: Morus notabilis
Lineage: Eukaryota; Viridiplantae; Streptophyta; Magnoliopsida; Rosales; Moraceae
Product: plant cysteine oxidase 3
Exons: 5
Coding region: 196-1140 (314 amino acids)
Molecular function (GO): oxidoreductase activity, acting on single donors with incorporation of molecular oxygen, incorporation of two atoms of oxygen
Source: RefSeq, a predicted model, not a curated record